Molecule: messenger RNA, 2356 nt
Organism: Pimephales promelas (fathead minnow)
Lineage: Eukaryota; Metazoa; Chordata; Actinopteri; Cypriniformes; Leuciscidae
Product: CLOCK-interacting pacemaker
Biological process (GO): negative regulation of circadian rhythm; negative regulation of DNA-templated transcription
Cellular component (GO): nucleus
Source: RefSeq, a predicted model, not a curated record
AUUCGGCAAUUUUGACGUACGGGGCUGGAGGAGGUUUAACCAACCCGAGCUGAAGACCAUCAGAAAAAAAGUACAGCAAAAGGUUAUGUGGCUCGCUCACGCUGGGUGGCCAUCAUCCAUGUCAGAAAGAUGACGGGAGAAACAGAUUGUCCCUGGACAGGUAGUUAGGACUCAGGAGUGUCUGCACCCCUGGUCGGAGUCGGAGAAGAGACGAACACUCGGAAGGGACCAGCAUCGUACAUUACUAAGUAGCCUACGCAAAAUGCGUUAUGGAACUGGCUGGUUGCUGGUAGAUGCCAGAACUACACCAUGACGGCAAAAAUCAUUUUUCUGCAUUCAAACGGCCCGGGAUGCCCAAGGAACCGAGAGGAGAUGCCCAAGGGUGUGUAGGGGAGAGGGAACGCACCUCUCGUCCAGCCAGUAAAAAUGAUAAGGACAAAAGCAACCGUGCCGCCCUUUUGGCAUCAAGAGCAAGAGCAUACACUGAAAAGGAAACAUACGGACGUGAAUCCCGCUGCUCUGAGAAAGACUCUGGUUACUCAGACACUGCUUCAGAUUCCUUGCAAACUGAUGCAGAUGACCAGCAGAGCAGUGUGAAUGAGCCUCAGGUACGCAAAGGUUUGGGUGGGGUGGAUCAAGGCCCUCUACAGGGAAGCCACAUACUGGUGUCCGGGACCCCUGAACUCACCCCCAUAUUCAUCAUUAAGAAUGUGGUGUUAAAGCAGCCAGGGGAGUCUGGUCAGGACCACAUCCACCCCCCAUCACUGUCAUGGGGUGGAGGUACUACAAGCAAUCAGGGUGCCACCCAUGUUCUCUUGCUACAACAGCCUGGAAUCAAUCAAAGCGCCCCAAUUCACACCCUCAAGCCCCACUCAAAAAGAUCCGAAAACAAGGGUGUAAAGAAAAGCACUUACCUUCCCAUCCUAAACUCCUACCCUCGAAUCGCACCUCACCCUAAUAAGAAAGCCCCAGAGAAACCUACAAACAGUAGGGGAAGUAACACAGAGGAGCACAGCUUGAGUAAGAGAGUGUGCACAGAAGAAAAAAGAGAGGAGGUGUCCACAAGCACGCAAGCGACUAAGCAGCAUCUGCACAAACAGCCAGAGAACAACUUGCUGUUGCACUCUCAAUCCCUUCCACAGUCGCAGUCUGUGAGCCAUGAGAGACUUUCUGCCUCUCACCAGCACCGGAGCCCAUGCCGCCCAUCUAGUCCCUCCACUUCCCUCAGUGUGAGCUCUCCGUCAGUCUCAAGCACUCAGACUCCUUCCCCACCCUCUUCCAACGACCUUAUUCAGUCCAGAAAAGAGCCCCAUAAGCAUUGCCAAGGACCAAAAAAUGACACUGGCAAAGGGUCAAACACUCACAAAGGGCCAGCACGGCAUCGUCGCUUCCUCAACACAGUGGAGAUUCUGAGCCAGUCGGGGUUACUUGACAUCACCUUAAGAACGCAGGAUCUGCUGCGGCAAAAUGCCGCCGCCGAACGAGACAUAGCCCAGCUCCGCCAACAUGCCAAUCUGCUUUUCCAGGCCACUCAAGCAGGUGUUGAUGCGCCGGCUGCCUGGGAGAAGCUCCAACAGGUCAUGGCUGAGUCUGGACACUAUUCCAGCCUCAAGUGCCUACCGACAGACAGCAAUGAUGGAGGCGACUGGUCUCAAUCAAAGUUGGAAGUCGAGGGAGCCACUAGCACGAAACCUGAUGUUCAUGUGGUAUACAGAUAUGGAGUUAAUGGGACUGAGGAGGUUGCACCCCCAUCUCCUCUCCUAGCUCCCAUGCCGGAUGCAGAAUGGCAGUCGACAGGUCAAUAUGAUUUGGGCAAUGAUAACACCACCACUUAUGAGCAAAUCAGAGCCUACAGAGGAACUGCCAGUCUGCCGUAUGAUCCUAUAAUGCCUCCAGACAGCUCUACACAUGGAAACCUGCUUUAGACUGCACCCAGAAACCUGCUGAGCAAUGGGCCUUCCCAGCAGUGAAACACCAAGGGCGACUUGAUGACUCUUUCUUGAACAUCUCAAACAUGACUUCAGAGAUUUUAUGUCUAUAGCCCAAGAUUCAGUAGUCUCCAUGGUAACUCAGGGCUAUGCUCAAGGACAGCAGCUUGACUGUGCCGCAAACCAUCUUCCUGUUUGUCAUGUUUCUGCGUAUCUGCAUCAGAAUUACCCAAAGUGUCUGAUGAGAGAUUUGCAGAAUUGAACACGCAUGCUACAGAAUGCCACUCUUUAGUUUAGUCACUGACGUUAGGUUACCUGAAUCAGCUUAUCCUGCCUCAUAACCGAAUCAAGUUUUCCAACCCGAUCUCACGACCAAAUCGUACGAAAUCGACGCAUGAUUAAAAAGUGUCUAAUUCGUACGACCUCAC